This is a messenger RNA of Anoplopoma fimbria (sablefish), 3744 nucleotides long. RefSeq names its product tumor necrosis factor receptor superfamily member 10B-like. The record is from RefSeq and is a predicted model, not a curated record. Gene Ontology annotation, biological process: positive regulation of apoptotic process; TRAIL-activated apoptotic signaling pathway. Gene Ontology annotation, molecular function: protein binding. The transcript has 10 exons. Bases 229 to 1596 code for a protein of 455 amino acids. Gene Ontology annotation, cellular component: cell surface; plasma membrane. NCBI's taxonomy places the organism in Eukaryota, Metazoa, Chordata, Actinopteri, Perciformes, Anoplopomatidae.
AGUCGCUCUCAGUUCCCAGGAAAACGCGUUCAAAAGUUAGUGUGAGUGCCGAGCAAACCCAUGAAAGAACCCGGGCCACGGACACUGUUACAGCCGGACUUGUGCGCCUAUUGUUUUUUUUUUUGUUUUUUUUCCACUUUAAUUGUGUUAUUUUUAUGAGACUUAAAAAAGUGGUUUGUUUUUUAACCAGAAGUCGCAGGGAUUUCCUCUCAUCUCGAAGUUCCCAAGAUGAACCUCGAUCCGGUGGUCUGGAAUCCUUCUGUAAAGGUGCUGGUGGCGGCGCUCUUCUUCGGGCUGGUUUGUCACGCAGCAGAGCCUCCGGCAGCUCAGUGGUCCACCGAUGAAUACAAGAACCUCACUCUUCGGCGACACAGAACAUGUGUGGAGAAUGAGCAGUACCUCCACCAGGGACUCUGCUGCCACAAUUGCAAGGCUGGAACCUUUGUGCAGAAGGAAUGUGAAAGAGACCAAGAACCCGGGACGUGUCUCCCCUGUGAGCAUGGACAGACCUACACAGAACACUCCAACGGGAUGAACCGCUGUUUGCCCUGCACACACUGCCGCUCAGAUGAGAUUCAAACUGCGUCCUGCACCACCACUACAGACACCAGGUGCCAGUGCAGACCCGGCACCUUCUGUGUCCCGGAUCAGGCCUGCGAAGUCUGCAAGCGUUGUGCCAAGUGUAAAUCAGGGGAGGAGGAGGUGAAGAAGUGCACCCCGUUUUCUAACACCGAGUGUCGCAAACGGAAUCUGUCCCCGACGGAAACCUCCUCAGCCCUCCCCACACCGACCCCUACCUCUCCAGCAGACCUUGUUGCACCUAUAUGCCUUUCCCUGGCCUUCAUCCUCAUCGCCCUCCUCAUUAUUGGACUGGCUUUGUGGUGGUUCGUAAUCAAGCAGCGUUCAUGUGAAAUACCAUGUUCAAAGAGCCAUUGUGAUUCCAGUGAAAUCGUGAAGGUUCCCAUCGACGAGAGUGGAGCCACAGCGGAGGAGAGACAGAAUAAUCAGAACGCCGGCCUGGAGGGCGAGGAGUCCCGCCCGGAGUCGCGGCCCUUGCUGCAGGAGACCGGGAUGACCAAGGCCUCCCCUCCCAUGGAGGAUGAGGACCGGGGUCUGGGAGACAGUUUGCCCAACACCACCAGUUCUUCUCAGACUAGCCUGUCCGCCCUGCCCACCGCAGCCUCCUCCGAUAACCCCCCAAACACCCCACAGCAGAGCCCCACCGCCAUCCGACUCCCACCUGCAGUCAUGGAUAAUCCUCUGCAGCAUCGAUUGGUGCCUCUACAAGGGUCAGAAAGGUCCCUGAAGAAGAGCUUCGAUUUGUUCGACGAGUACCUGGACGUGCGGAUCCACAACAAGUUCUUCAGACUGAUCGGAGUCAGUGACAACCACAUUCGGAUCGCGGAGAACGGCGCCCCCGGUGACAAGGCCUAUGAGCUGCUGAAGAACUGGAUGCAGCGGCAGGGACUAAAAGCGGACAUCAACGACCUGUUAGAGGCUUUGCUAAGUAUGGACCAGCGGCGCUCGGCCGAGAACAUCGCCUCCGCGGCCCUGCAGAGAGGCUACUACAAACACGCCGACGCAGACGCACCCUGAAGUAACGGGGAACGCGAAUGAAGUAAACACAAAGUACUUAAUUCAAGAAAAAACUUAAAAAAGCACACGGACACUGUCGGUGGACUUUGUGUAACAGGCUUACCUCUUUGUGGCUGACCAGCCAUGUACUCAAACAAAAAAAAGCCAGUAGUUUUAAAAAGAAAACCACAAAAAAGGGGAAGGUCGAGCCGUAUUCAUCAGAGCUCUGAAGAUGUUGACUACUCGCCAAAUGCGGAGGUUGUAAUACCGAAAAAAUGAAGAAAGAGUUGUGUGGUCAAAAUCAACAACAUCGCCACAAAAGACAGAAAAGGAAAUUGUGUUGAUAAGAGAUUAACGUGAAGGUGUCCGCUUCCACAGGCUGAAAUGGCUGCAUGUUUUAGGCUCUAAUGGAGCAACAUGCAUCCAAAUACUGAAAACUUAGAUGUCUCUGGGCGUGUGUGUGUGUCUGUGUGUGUGCGUGUGUGUGUGUGUGUGUGUGUGUGUGUGUGUGUCACGCAUCUGGUCCUCAGAUCCCGAUACACUACCUGGAGACAGGGAUAUACACUGGUUUGUAGGAGUGGCAUUAGCUAUGUCACUAAUACAGUGCCUCAUUGAUGCACUGACCUCUGGCACAUGUAGGAUUUCAAAAUAAAAUCAUGCUAUAUUUGUUGUUUUAUAGAUUUAGGGUUCUCUGAGACCAUAUGUAAGAGUUUAUGAACAUUUUCCGGUCAAUUUGCAGCCUUACUAAUCAUAAGUUUUGCCUCUUCAGUGCCAUGUGAUCAAUCUAAAUUUAUUUAGCGAUCUGGAUGUCAUUAUGUUCAUAGAGCUCAGCGAUUCAAAAAUAGAUUUUUGAACAAUGGAGUCACAUUGGAGAAACGCUUUCCGUGUUCGGUCGUCCGGUCUUUUCUAUGCUCAGUGCAGAAGGAGUUUUCUAACAAGCUGUUUCUGUUGGAGCAGCUGGUAAUAGUCCAGCCAUAUGUUUCCAUAACGUUUCCACGUAACUUGGAGAACUUCAAAGGUCAUUUUAUUUAUUGACAUAUUUAUUAUAAUGAAUAAUAAUUAACUUUCGAUUAUUUAUACCGUUUUUCAAAGCAAACGACCCUGGAAAACAAAGCACGCACUGUAUCUGUGCGAUGACGCUUAGCUGCAGGGCCAAAAUGACUGACAUCAAGUUUUCAAAGUUGCAGUUGAAGCUCCGUAGUGGUUCAGUUUAAACUCUGUCUCUGCUCGCUGCACCGUGUAAAGUGUAGCACUCUGGUCCACACUGUCGAUGUGUCAAUGUUACAUGUGCCAUUUCCUCAUUUAGCUAAGUGUGGAAGCUUUCUCGAUGCUAAACGCAGAGUGUGUCAUUUCAAAUUGGAGUUGAGGUGACGUGCAAUCUUAGAAAAAAAGAGAACUGACCUGCUGAGUCCGACUGUUGUAGUGAACCGACUGCAGAUACGGAUUGUUUCGUCUCUGGUUAGACUCAGACAAGAUGAAGGAAACUUUUUUUUUCUGGAUUAAAAAAAAAAAAAAAGAAGCUCAAAUUCAUUCUGUCAUAUGUACAUACGAAUGUCCAGAGAGCAUUGAAGCCUCACAACCUGUAUAUGUGUAUAAAUGCAGCUCUAUUAACAAAACAACAUGAAUAUAGUGAGGUUGUGACAUUUUAAACUAGAUUUUUGCCCAUUUUCCUGCAGUCUCUUAUGUAUAAAGGAAAGAGUUACAGAGUUAUAUAUUAUUGCUGAAGAGUGAUGCUACAGUGCUGGCACUGCCAUCUGUUGACAGACAAUGAAAAUACAGCCAGCAUCAAUUUCUAGGGAUCCUAAACUCCCCUCUCUCUUUUAACAUUCUCCCUUUAACUCCUUUUGAAACAGUUCUCAACUCUUAGUUUGUUUCUUUUUAAAGAUUCUUUAUUUUAAGUAGCAUCAUGCAUGUUUUGUUCACUCUCUGGCACUUCAUGUCUAUGUCUUUUUCUAAAAUAAUUUAUAUGUUUUUACUUUUACAUAUCUCAUUGCCAAGUCCUAAGCUGUUCCUCUUGUGUAAAGAAUUAUUGAUUUCUAUCCAGGGUUGCCGUUAAGCCAUUUACCCCUUAGUUAUUGUUUGCUUGUAAUGGAUUUCAGAUAUAUAAAUUAUGCAAAUGCAUCAAAGCUGUUUAUAUGUCAAUUUUAAAUAAAUGUUUUGUACAGAUGA